Molecule: messenger RNA, 2027 nt
Organism: Onychomys torridus (southern grasshopper mouse)
Lineage: Eukaryota; Metazoa; Chordata; Mammalia; Rodentia; Cricetidae
Gene: Frey1
Product: chromosome 4 C11orf94 homolog
Exons: 4
Coding region: 767-1177 (136 amino acids)
Source: RefSeq, a predicted model, not a curated record
UUCCUUUUCACACCUUCCUGGGGUGGAGUCACUGCAGCCUGCCUCCCACUGGGCAGGAAGUCUCCAUCAGGCCCAGGGGGCAGCUUCAUCUUGGCACAGCAGAUGACUCAACUGUCUCCAGCACAGGUCACCGUUUGAAUGAACCGCGUGACUAGAUGCUUCCUUCUCACUGGUCCCUGGUGAAGACGAGUGGAACUAGGCCAUGGAGGACCAUGGUCCACUAUGCCUUCUAGCCAGGGUCUCUGUUUCCCCUUUCCCCGAAAGUGCUAAACAGCAAGCCCAGCCCUGCACCCUAGAAGCUCUUCUCUAUGGCAGAAGUCAGGGCUGGGAUGGGAUAGAGUGCGAACCUGGAUGUGUGUGUGUGUGCUGCGCGAGCGUGUGUGCAUACGUGCGGUAUUAGAUUGCUGGGGCCAUGCAGGCUAUUGUGGGGAAGUGAGAAGAGGGCCUGAACUUCACUGUCCUUAGUGUCCGUCCUCCUGUCUCUCCCUUUGUCCUUCUCUUUCUGUCUUUUAGACAGACUCACUGGCCUCAAACUCAUGGCAGUCUCUCAGUGUGGGACUCUAGGGGCCUCCCUCCUCCAGUGUGCUCUCAUAACCCCAACUCAACCUGACAUGCUUGCCGUGUGACUCUGAGAAGCACAGCCCUGGGCUCUCAGCAGCAGUGGCAAGGGCAGCCUAUCUGUGGGCUCUGGAACCUGUGACCUCUGCUCAGACUCAGAGGCAUCCUGGGUGCUUACACGGUCGCAGGCUUCGGUACCGUGCAGCCUAUGGUUCCCUGCCUUGCCGUUCCCGACCACCAGUUACAUCUGUGCGCACUCCUUCGACCUCAGCCCCAGAGGUCUCUGCGAUCUGUUCCUGAGGAAUUUUCAGCCCCGCUGGAACUCCCACAACCGCUCUCGGGCCUCAUGGAUGGUAGUAUCCCCCCCCCCCAGCAGGUGCCCCAGAGGUCCCCUAGGGCCAAGCCCCGGGUCUCCUCCUCCCAGAAUGUCUCUUCAGAGCUGGCUACAGCCCAAGUCAGCAGCUCUUCCCUCCACCCUUAUCUUCUUGUCUCUUUAGACUAUGGGGUCAGACCCAAGCACCCGUGGCCACGAGGGCCCCGACCCCUUCUCUCUCAGGCCCAGCAGCGCAAGCGGGACGGGCCCAACAUGGCUGACUAUUACUAUGAUGUGAAUCUGUGAUGGGAACCCCGCAUAAAGCUAUUCUGAGCAGCAAAUGCUUGGCUUGCUAGCCUGUGUGUAACAAGAAGGCCCAGCAGGGGUCCAAGUAAACACACCCACUGUGGUCCAGACAGGAAAUGGCACUUUAAUCGUAGUAGCCAGGUGACAAGACAGUGACGGGAUUGGCGGGGACCAGCUGAGAGGUCUCCUUUCUCUGCCAGGGAGGGCUUCUGUAGCCCUCAACUUCCUAACACGCACAAGCCUGCCAGGACCAGCAUGAUGGCCAGGCUGGAGGUCGGAGCUGCCUGGAGGCCCCACAGACGUCAGCUGAGAACAAGGUCUUCACUGUCACGUAGUGCCAUUUCCUCACUGGAAAGUCCUUGGGAGGUGGUUGGGCUCAGCCUGAGCUCAGGGCUCUAGGUGAGGGGGGGACAGGAAGGUGGGCACUUCCAGGUGGAAUGGGCUUUGUCAAGGCAGGAGCCAAAAGCCAGAGAAGCCAGAGUCCCCGGCAUGAAACAAGGCCCAGGAUAGGGCAGUGCCUCUGUUCCUAGGGGAUCCCUUGGUCAGAGGCCUGACCCCCUAAGCCCCACCUUUCUCCAGUCCCCAGAGAGCCUGUACCAUCCUCUAUAGAUGACUCUAACCCCAUAUAUUACAAUAAACUGCAUCUGCCUCUCCCCACACCCCUGCCCCCACCCCAACAGCCCGCACUUCCCCAUUCUCUUGUGGCAGUACCACAUCCUGUCCAUAGCCAGCUGUCCUACUACUGGCCUGGGGCUGAGGGGCUGCAGAGGGUGGCGGUGCUGCUACUCCAGGUAGAUAUCUUCUGUAGGACAGGUGUACUCCACAAACUGCUUGUAGAACUGCUGAAACG